Molecule: messenger RNA, 2278 nt
Organism: Octopus sinensis (East Asian common octopus)
Lineage: Eukaryota; Metazoa; Mollusca; Cephalopoda; Octopoda; Octopodidae
Product: N-acetyltransferase ESCO2-like
Exons: 11
Coding region: 31-1920 (629 amino acids)
Biological process (GO): mitotic sister chromatid cohesion
Cellular component (GO): chromatin; nucleus
Molecular function (GO): protein-lysine-acetyltransferase activity
Source: RefSeq, a predicted model, not a curated record
AGAGACAUCCUGCCUGUCAUAUCCAGCAUCAUGGAAGCCAGCUUAAUUAGCGAUGUUGAUACUAAUGAAGAACCGUUGCUAAGUAGCAGCAUUGAUGAAGUGAACAAUAAACCAUCUUUCACUGCUAAGUCUUUCUAUAGGAACAGCUGCACAACACCAAAGUCCAGGGUUAAGUUACCGUUUUAUCUCCGUUACUCUCUUGGUGAUAGCAACUUAGGGAAUCACGGUGAAACAUCUCACUUGGCAGAUGUGACGAAUAUCUCUGAGACCGGUUUACAUUCAGUUCCUGAAGGUCACUGGAAGAUUGAUACACAAACUCCUCCGCAUUCUUCUGCUGCAUCAGCUUCUUCUUGUCAUCCCGAAGGUUCAAGACUUGCAUCUGGAGUUCAACAUCGGCGCCGACCAUGCUAUUACAUCGAACCAAGUAAACGAUUAAAAUCCAUCCAUUCAGCACAGCAAGAGUCAUCGACUAAAAUUGUAAGUGAAGACAUCAUAAGAAGUAUAAGAGUAGAGAACAUUAGUGCUGUAAUGCCACGCACUCCGAGUAUUAUCACAGAUAGCCCUACCACCACUGCAGAUAACAGUGGUGGCUGUGGCAGUGAGCGCAAGUUCUUUAAGAAUCGUCCGUCCUCAGUUACCACUUCUCAGUCCCCGAUGCUGACAAAACGUGGUGGAGCUGGUAGCACCACCGUUGUCUGUCGAGGGUUCAGCUUGAAUUUUGUGCCUCGUCGACUCAGUGCUAGUUUCGAGAAAAGGGUGGGGCAGCAGAAAAAGAGGAAGUCACGUAAUCCUCGUCGACCACAGCGGAAAAGAAGCAACAACAGUGGCUGUGCCAAGGACGAGAAACCACUACCACCACUUUCAAAUAUAUUUCCCGAACUUGAUCUUCAGCCUCUUUCUUCUCCUGCUGCACCCCUUCCCACAAACACCUGUGAUCACCUCAUAAAUCCUCAGCAACAAUGUGAUGACCAGUUAUCUACAGCUGAAAAUGAUUGUACCUAUUCCAAUUCUUGCGGUGGUUCAAGUUCUUCCUUGGUUCACUUUUCAUCUGACUCUAACAGCUCAGAAAGCUCAACCCUCCCAGAAAAGCCCCGCCUAUUUCCAAUCUUUUCCAACAGAAGGAACAGGCUACGUGAAGCUUCUUUAAAGGCUGCUUCUGAGAGUAGCAUUCUGUUGCCGAAAUUCAUUAAAGACAGUGCUGAUGCUAAACAGUUGACUUUGGAUGCCGGACAGAAAAGGUUUGGUGCCAUACAGUGUCCCCAAUGUACCAUGUUUUAUACAAGAGCUGACCCUGUUGAUGAAACAACGCAUGCCAAAUUUCACUACUCGCUGUUGACCACUCUCAAGUUUACGGGCUGGAAGAAAGAAAGAGUUGUCCAAGAAUAUUCUGAAACAGGAUGUCGCAUCAUACUUGUUCUCCCCGAUGACCCAAAAUAUGUUAUCCGCAAGGUGGAAGACCUCAAUCAUGUAAUGGGCCAAGAACUUGGGUUUCCUGACAGCACUUUAUCAUUCCAAUGUAACUACAAGAUCUUCCUGUAUAUCUCUGAUGAGAAAAGAAUAGAUGGCUGUUGUAUUGCUGAAGCAAUUAAAGAGGGUUUUCGAGUUGUACCAAAUAGUCCCAACGAGCAGAGUCAAACCCAGAUGAAGCAGGGGCGUCGGCCCUGUUGCUGCCGCACUGAGCCAGAAGCCUGUCCCAUUGGAAUCAGUAAAAUCUGGGUGUACGGUCCGAGCCGACGGACUAGUAUUGCUAGUAAACUGCUUGACUGUGUACGACACUGGUUCCAAUACGGUGUACCCGUGCCAAAAAACAAACUGGCUUUCUCUGAUCCAACUCCUGAGGGGAUGUUGUUGGCCACCAAGUAUACAGGAUCAAUGUCGUUCCUUGUCUAUAAAUGCCAAACUAAUUACAAUCAACAAUAAACUGCUAUGUUGGAGCUAGGUGUUUUGGAGCUUUUCUGCAGCACAUGGGGUUGCCGCAAAUGCUUCUACCAACUGAAUGCAGGAUCUGUCUUUGUAGCAUGUAUAGACUACUACUGCCACCACUGUUCUCUACAUGAAGACCUAAGUGUUUAUGGUAUUUACCUGUGGUAUCCUGAGUUUGUUGCUGUUGUAUCAUCACCCUCUCCCCACCAUGUGGCCCUGUGCACUCACUGGUUUAUUACAAUCACCACCAACUGGACAUGAACUGAUUUUUCAAUCUUUGUUGUAGGACCACAAUUAUAACUUCAAGUUCGUUUGUUUUAUUCUUCUGGUUGUAAAAUAAAUUUUUUCUUCAAUC